AAUAAACCCGACCAAAAUAAGUAGGUACGUUUUAGCUUAAAGUUUUCGCAUAAGCAACGCCUAUGUAUAUAGGUAGUGUUACACAGUAGAUCGACAAAUAAUAACACUUGGAUUAUUGAAUAUUUCAAACUGUUAGCUUAAGAAUUGUAUGUAAAAUAUGCAAUACAAACCAACAAUAUAGUGAGAAAAUAGUGUUCGUUAAGUAUAGAUCUAGUAAUAGUGCCUAAUUUUUACAAAAUGAGUGGAACGAACAGUAGUAUGGAAAUACCGAAAGAUGUAUCGAAACAGUGGGAAAUCCUUCUCCUUCUGUUGUCUUCUGAAGAAAAGAAGAUAGACAGAACAUGUGACUGCGAAGUGGACACGAUGAACUACUUCUUGAAGAAUGAAGGAGUGGGAAAAAUCCUUCUCCACUGGCUCAGCCAAAUGCGCGCAACCUACGCCUGUAAGACCAGUGACUCGGACACUGCCCUCAAAUGCGACUCUGUAUCCCUGCUGUGGCGGCAGCGGGGCAACGAGAAGUUCAGAGCCAGUCUGCUGCUGGACAGCUACGAGUGCUAUAACAAGAGUGUGCUGUAUGCGACACAGGAUGGAGAUAUGUUCCCUCUCGCUCUGGCUAAUAGGUCUGCAGCGCUGCUCAGGAUGAAGAAGUUUAAGGAAUGCCUCUCCGACAUAUCCCUAGCCCUGUCGCACGGGUACCCGCGCGAGCAGCGUCAUAAGCUGCUGCUCCGGCGCGCGGACUGCCACGCAGAGCUCCGGGCCCGGACCAAGGCCUUGGCCGCGCUGGACGAAGCCAGGGCCCAUGCGGCGGAGCUCAGACUGUCCCCGGCUAGUACUGCGGAAUUCGAGCGACUCGUGAAAAUAAUGGAAAACAAGAUGGCCGCCCAACAGGAAGGGGAAGUGAAGAACGAGGGCCCUUUGCCCGAGCUGUAUAUGGGCGAGAACCCCAACUUUGUGUCCGCAUCUAAUGCUAUAGAGUUAAGACAAAACGAAACAGUAGGGCGGCACGUGGUUACGACCGCGCCAACACGUCGAGGCGACGCGCUGUUCUCGGAGGAGCCCUACGCGUGGGUGGCGCUGCCCUCGCCGGAACCCGUUUGCGAGGGCUGCGGGGGCGCGGGGACCAACCCUGUGCCGUGUGUCACAUGUUCCCGCUCUAUAUACUGUUCCGUGGAGUGCCGGGUGUCAGCGACCCACCACCGCUGGGAGUGCCCUGGGGCGGCGUUCAACCUCUACCCCACUAUUGGCAUCGCCCAUUUAGCCCUCAGGGUCCUCCUGGUAGGCGCGGAGGACGGCUUCCCCCCACUUCCCCCCUCAGAAAACCCCCGGACCGCCAUGGAGCUUUUUCAGGGCUACGCGCAUGUGCAAGUGCCGCUAUAUGCUCGCCAGACGCAUCCCUUUCACAGGAUGUUUGGGCUACUCAACAAUUUCGACAAAAUGAACAACACAGACUACAUACAAUACGCGCUGACUGCCACUAUGCUGACGUUAUAUUUAGAGAAUCACACUAAAUUUUUCAGUUAUCUGCCUUCUAGGGUGCCUUACCCACUGUCCCAAGGUCAACUGCGGUUGUUCGCGGCGGCCCUGCUGCUGCGGGCGACGGGACAGCUGGUCUGCAACGGGCACGCGACCCUCGGCCUGGCCACGGUGGACCACGACGACGGACGGACAGUGAGCGAGCGAGAGGUGCGACGUGCGACAGCUAUAUACCCUUCGGCAGCCAUGAUGAAUCACUCGUGCGCCCCCGACGUUAUCAACACCUUCUACCGAAACCGCCUGAUCGUGGUGUGCGCGCGCGAACUGCCGGCCAAUACCGAGGUAUUCAACUGCUACGGGCCGGCGCGGUCCCGCGAGCCGGCCGCGCACCGGCGCGCGUCGCUACGUGCGCAAUACAUGUUCACCUGCAACUGCGACGCUUGCACCGAUCCCCAGGACGGAGUGCUACUAUUCUCCGCCUACCUAUGCCAAUCAUGCAAAGGCCCAGUAAUAUGCAGUGGCAGUGCGAAACGAGCCCAGUGCCAACAGUGCCACGCGCCUUUCCAACUGCAAGGAGCUCUGGAUACCUUGGAGCGUGCCAACGAGUUGCUAUUACAAGCGGAACGCGCGCCAUCAGUAGAAGCCCGCAUCGAGCACGCCCACGCCGCCUACAAGCUGAAACAGCAAGUGUUACACCGCCACCAUACCUCACUGCGCGCCGCCGCCGAUCGCCUAGCUAGACACUACGCCGACGCCGGUGAAUUCACGAAGAGUGUGGAGUUGAUCAAGCAGAACAUACAAAGCCACGAAUAUCAAUACGGCUCGUUUAGCGUCGAGGUGGCGCACGAGCUAAGGAAGCUCUCGGACGUGAUGCUGGAGAGGAUCUUCAACUCGCAGCAGAGCCCCGACUACCGAGACUGGCUGCUGGAAACCCACAAGAUCCUCACCAAGGCCGUCCAACUGACGUCCCUGAACUACGGGUCCUGGGAGCCCCUGGUGGCGCGCCUGAAGGGGCACGAGGCGGUCGCGGCCGCGCUGCUCGCCGAGAGCCGCGCGCCGCCCGUGCAAUCCGUGCACCAAGAGCUGCAUUACAACCUUAAGAUAUAACCUGUCGCCGACUAACAGGGCGACAUCAUUGCAACCACAAAACAUUGUUAUUGCAACCCCUAAAUAUUGUCACUGCAACCCCAAAACCUUCUCAUUCCCACUCCAACACAACACAUUCUUAUUCCAACCCCAAAUGUCAUAGUAACCCCAAAACAUUGUUAUUGCAUCCCCUAAAUAUUCUCACUGCAACCUGAAAACCUUCUCAUUCCCACUCCAACACAACACAUUCUUAUUCCAACCCCAAAUGUCAUAGUAACCCCAAAACAUUGUUGUUGCAUCCCCUAAAAUAUUCUCACUGCAACCCCAAAACCUUCUCAUUCCCACUCCAACACAACACAUUCUUAUUCCAACCCCAAAUGUCAUAGUAAGCCCAAAACAUUGUUAUUGCAACCCCUAAAUAUUCUCACUGCAACCCCAAAACCUCAUUCCCACUCCAACACAACACAUUCUUAUUCUAACCCCAAAUUUCAUAGUAACCCCAAAACAUUGUUAUUGCAACCCCUAAAUAUUUACACUGCAACUCCAAAACCUCAUUCCCACUCCAACACAACACAUUCUUAUUCUAACCCCAAAUUUCAUAGUAACCCCAAAACAUUGUUAUUGCAACCCCUAAAUAUUUUCACUGCAACUCCAAAACCUCAUUCCCACUCCAACACAACACAUUCUUAUUCUAACCCCAAAUUUCAUAGUAACCCCAAAACAUUGUUAUUGCAACCCCUAAAUAUUUUCACUGCAACUCCAAAACCUCAUUCCCACUCCACUGCCCCAAUGUGACAGUUACUAAACACCAGUGGCGGCGCGUCAAAAAUAUCCAUAGGCAACCCGGGGCUAAUUUUGCUUACAUAGUUCCUUUACAGCUCUGUUCAAACGUCCAAAGUAGGCAAGCCGGUGGGAAUCGGCUUUUAUGGACGCACCGCCACUGCUAAACACCUAUUAGUUUCGUGGUCGACAUCUAGCUUCAAGUAGCGGAUUUAUCUGUACUGCUACUCGACAAUACUCGAACGAAAACUCUAAUUGCUCAAUAAUUUUCAGCUAAUAUUAUAUAACCGGAACUCUAUUUUCAACUCUUUCUGCUUGUAAUAUUAGUCGUAAAUUGUUGAGCAAUACACUUUUCGUCAGUCGCGACAUCUAUUGUCGAGUAGCAGUACUGGCAAUUCCUCUACUUGACGCUAGAUGUAGACUAUGAAAAUAAUAGUCGUUAUGGUACCAAAACUAAUGUAUAUGGAGUGAGCGCUCGACGCUUACUAUAUUUCUCUAUGGUAUUGGUAUAACAAUUCUACUAAACUGCAAAACGCAAUUCAAGACCAAAAAAAGUAAGAAAUGUUGCCACUUUUUUACUAGCGCGUCUUGUAUUUAUGUAUAAAUAAGUAAGUAAAAGUACUUUUUUAAAUAGUAGGAGUAAAAUUACUAAUGAAUAAAUUAUCUUAGCGUGAUUAUUUAUCAAAAGGAAUUUACUAUUUUACGAACAAAUUAUUGCAGUGGCAACAUUUUUUACUUUUUUUGGUCUUGAAUUACGUUUUGCAGUAUAGGUAUGUGACGACAUUAAAGUGAGGAAAUUUUUUGCAUUGUACAAAGCAAUACAUUGACUUAAUAAUUAUAAUGAACUGUCGUACGUUUUAAUAGAAUUAUUUGGGAGUAGAUAGUGAAACUGGAGCAUAUACACCAGUUGUCUCCUUUUAUAUCUUUAAGUUAGAAAUUGCCUCCCAUACAAUCGCCAUCGGUCUAUCAUCAUCAUCAUCGAUCAUCGCGACGAAGGUGUUCACAAAUAUCUAAUAUCAAGACGUUAAACUGCGUGUUCAGAUAUUUGUAAGCACCUUCGCCGCUCCGAUAUACAGGGUAAUUUUUGGACCGUUAGCCACAUUGCGCGAGGUGAUUAGGUAAGCCAUACUGAACAACUUAUUCUAUAGGACCAACUUCGAAAUCACAAAAUUUUUUUUGCCGUUUCAUACAUUUUGGUGGAGUGGAUGUCGACGUUUUCUAUGGGAAGGCCAAAUUUUUUUUGGGAUUUCGGGGUUGGUCUCAUAGAAAACGUUGUUCAAUAUGGCCUAAUCAGUACUAAUCACCUCGCACAAUAUGGCUAACAGUCCAAAAAUGACCCUGUAUAUCAUAUCACAUUUGGAAUUGUAAUAUUUCAUUCUACUCUAUUCUCUGCACAUCGAAUAAUUUAUGUGAUCUAGUCUUUCAUAUAUGUAUAUUUACAUAAACGUAGUAGUUGUCGUGAGUGGUUUAGGCUGCCCUUCCACUGAGGAGGAGACGAGAGGAGACACGAGGGAAUCAACCAAUAGCAUUGGUUCUAUUCUCCAUUCCGCUGGACUAAAUGUUAUGCCUCAGUGGAUAGGCAGCCUUAUAUCCAUAGAUCACGUUUCUAGGUUGAGCAUAUAAGUCGACUCGCGAUCACCACACAUUGGCGUUCGAAUACUCAGUAUAAGAGCGACCAUUUCUUUUACUACGUUGCACAUUUUCACGCUUAGAAAGCUAGGUACUAAUUAACACUUACAUUUCAUACACAUUACACUCUUUUUGUAGUUUAUUAAUACUUGAAAAAAAAAAACUAUCGAUAAUACAGUCGUGUAUCAAGUUCGGCUAUCUCAAUUAGGCGUUUUUGUACUUACUUGUUAUACUGUGUUUAUUUUUCGAGUAGGUACCUAACACAAUAAAAACCGUUUAUACAUUUUAUAUGUGCGCUUGAUUUUCAAUCUUAUCUACAUAAUCAUCGCAAAACAGGAUUAUUGCUGUCUAAUCUCUGUAUCUUUAGGAAUUUCAAUAAAUGUAAAAAAACAAUUUGUACAGUCGACGUCAAAGAGAAAUUUACAGCCAAAGUAACAAAAAAAUGUUUACACGACCUAAAUUCUGUGACAAUAAAGUCGUGUAAAUAUUUUUUUGUAACGUUAGUCGUAAAGAUCUCUUUGACGUCGACUGUACAUUUUCGGGUAGUUAUAACAUUUAUUGGUUUACCAACCAAAUACAAAUCCGCCUGGAUUUGCCACUGAGCGUCCUGACUGUAACCUACAUUAUUUGAUCGUGUAAUGUUUUCAUCUACCCUCACCUGGGUUAAAGAGCCAUUUGAGGUUAGAAUUUGUUUACUUUUAUAAAUUAAAUACCUAAAGAUACAGAGUACAGGCUACACCGUGCACUACACGUGCACUACACACCGGGCUAUGGUGCAGGGGUAAAUUACAGCAGGUCGAAAUAAGGAAAUAAAGAAAAUCGAAAAAAAAAAUAUUUACACUUUGAAUCGUUUUUGUACGAACGAAACGCACAUUUUUUUUUUAUGUGAGGGCUAAGUAUAAAAUGAAAACACCAGAGUUGGCAAUAAUUUAGGAAUAACAUUUAUUUUACGAAUUUUGAUGUUACAGUAAUUAGCUUUAACAUUUAUAGUGAUGGGGCUUAGCAAAAUGAAACUGCAUUUUAUGCAGAAAGCAAGCCGCUUUGCCCAGUGAAACUAUGGACCAAUCUGAAUAAUUUAAACUAAGGAAACACAAAUUUCAUCCACUAGAAUUGAAGAUGGCGGACCUUUUCUAUAAUGGCGGCUGCAAAAUUUAAAAAACUUAGCCACAAAACAGCUGCACCGAUUUUAGAGAUUGAUAUAUCAAAACGAAAAAAAACCAUUUAAGAACCAACAGGAGUGGUCAUUUCUCCAUACAAACGUACUCGACUGUUUCCUUCGUGGGUUUUGAUGCUAGAGCAAUGAUUUUUUCAACACAGAUUAAUAUUUUCAAUAUCUGUGUCGGACCGUAUUGCUUUUUUUGAUAUUUUUGUUUAUUAACCCUUUAACCGCCAGAGUCUGAUAUAUAAGACAUUACAUAUCCAGCUCAUUUCGCCACAGUCUGAUAAAUAAGACAAAUAUCUGAUUUGGUUUUUACAGCACAUUUAUAACUCCCGUAACUAUGCCAACCUUACUCUGCGUGGUACAUAUACUGUCGGUGGCGACACGAGCACGCUCGAUCAAAAAUUGCCGGCGGUUAAAAGGUUAAGGCGCUAGACCCCUUCAAAAAUGGCCAAAAUGGCCUCAUUGACUAUGCCGCAAUGAGAGGUGUAGUAUUCAAAACUGAUAUGAUGAUAUCAAUUAGCCAAAAAAGCAAAGCGGUCUGACACAGAUAAGCCAAAAAAGCAAAACGGUCUGACACAGAUAAUUUCAUAAUAAUUUAUAUUUUUAAAUUUGGUUACGAUUGGUUAAGUUUUGGAGGAGGAAACAGUCGAGUACGAAACCUCGAUUUUUGAGAUUUUUACGCAGGAUUUUUCGCCUUGUCCUUAUCGCACUAGUUUUAGAAGCCGCUUGCGUUAGCAAGACGGGUAUAUUUACCUAAAAUAUUUAAAACUCUGCUCCUGUUUCGUCUUAAUAAAUGAAAGAUGGCGGCCAUUCGGCAUCAUUCAUCGUAAGGAUUAUUUUUUGCUAAAUAACAUAGUGUCAAAAAUAAAAGGAAGACCAUGAAUUUUAACAUUUGAUGUGAAAUUUAGCGAAAUUAUCAAAGAGUGCAUUUUUGGGCAUUUGAUAAAUUAAAUUGAUUAAUUUUGAAUUAAAGAUAUUAAAAUUCAUGGUCUUCCUUUUAUUUCUGACACUAUUUUAUUUAGCAAAAAAUAAUCCUUACGAUGAAUGAUGCCGAAAGGUGAUUUUUUUUUCACGUGUAGCGGGUUCGAUUCCCGAUUCAACCAUGUAAUUAUUUAAAAAUCUAUGAAUGCAGUUUAAAUUGAUUUUUAAAUUAAAAUAUGUCUUCUUUCAUCAAAAUAUCCAAUCUACGAUAUAGGUACUUUCCCUUGAUGUCCCAUAGUCUUGGGACGCCCUGUAUAAAGCCUCCAUUUUGGAAAAGGUCCGCCAUCUUGAAUUCUCGUGAAUGAAAUUAGUGUUUCCUCGGAUGAAAUCAUUCGGAGUGGUCCUGGUAGUAUCACUGGUCAAAGCGGAUGCUUUCUCCAUAAAAUCCAGCUUUCGAUGCAAAUAUCGCCGUAAGCCCUUAAGGCCCCUAUACAUAUUGGGCCAGCGUGGGCCAAUGGGGGGGGGGGGGGACGCAUUUGUGCGUUAGAGGGAGCAAGUGAUAUUGCUAUCUCAUUCUACCGCAUGGCUGCGUCCCGUGGACUGGCCUACAGGGGCCUUUAGACUUUUAUUUCAGUGAAGUGUUGGUAAAGACUCGAUUCUACUUCUCGUUUCAACUCGAUUCCCAAGAGUUCGCUACUCAUAUCAACUCGAUUCCCAAGAGUUCGCUACUCAUAUCAACUCGAUUCUUAAUGUAGUAAAUGCAGGUAAUAAAUUUUAAGCACUUUGGAAAUUGAAAAUGUUGAUCCCCUUACAAACUUAUGACAAGAUUCCGAAAUUUCAAUGAGCAAAUUUCGCAUUUCUGUAAACUUUCCGACGGCAGCAGUACUCGAAAGUGGAAUAAUUUAGACCCGAGUCUUACCAACACUAUUUCGGUGUAAUUUUCGUCAGGCAACGUUUUAGAUAUUGUAAGUUUUACACGUAGACUUAUAAGUAGUAGGUGUUUUUGUAAUUAGUCAAAUAUAUAACGUGGUUUUACUGGUUUUGUAUCUAAUGCCAAUAUUGAAGUUUCCACUAUUAAAGAUUAUUGCAAGAGU
This is a messenger RNA of Cydia fagiglandana, 8145 nucleotides long. RefSeq names its product SET and MYND domain-containing protein 4-like. NCBI's taxonomy places the organism in Eukaryota, Metazoa, Arthropoda, Insecta, Lepidoptera, Tortricidae. The coding region runs from base 238 to 2580 and encodes 780 amino acids. The record is from RefSeq and is a predicted model, not a curated record. The transcript has 18 exons. Gene Ontology annotation, molecular function: histone deacetylase binding. Gene Ontology annotation, cellular component: cytoplasm; nucleus.